This is a messenger RNA of Hippocampus comes (tiger tail seahorse), 3317 nucleotides long. It is a transcript of the gene rbsn, whose product is annotated as rabenosyn, RAB effector. The transcript has 13 exons. Bases 280 to 2493 code for a protein of 737 amino acids. NCBI's taxonomy places the organism in Eukaryota, Metazoa, Chordata, Actinopteri, Syngnathiformes, Syngnathidae. Gene Ontology annotation, molecular function: metal ion binding. The record is from RefSeq and is a predicted model, not a curated record.
CAUGGCACAGUUGUGUCGAGUGUUCGCCACCAAACAGAGCAACUUGAACGCGACCGUCCCACCGCAUUUGAACGGUUUGUCCCUGCCGCCUUUCCGUACUGACCUCCUGACCUGUUUGUCACAUGACCAGUCAGGCUGAAGGCUCGCUCCAGGCCGGCUGAUGUCGUCCGGCUGUCAAACGCUUCUCGUCCACUUCAAACGCUGAAGGAGGAACAAACAUGGGCCGCUUUCCUCCCGCCGGUCGUGUGACACGAGGAUCGGAGAAGGUUCCCUCCCAUCAUGGCUGCUAGCUUCUAUCCGAGCCCUUUUGAGGAGGCGGCGGGCGAGGUCAAGGAGGGCUUCCUUUGCCCGCUUUGCCUCAAGGACCUGCAGUCCUUCUACCAACUCCAAGAGCACUACGAAGACGAGCAUUCCGGGGAGGAGCGCCACCACGUUCGAGGACAACUGAAAAGUUUGGUCCAGAAGGCAAAGAAAGCCACAGACAAGCUGUGGAAAAGGGAUGGAGACGACCGGGGUGACGCUGGCACUUAUGAGUCCUUCUACUACGGCGGGGUGGACCCGUACAUGUGGGAGCCUCAGGAGCUGGGAGCCACGAGAAGCCACUUGGACUCGUUCAAGAAGCAACGCGCCGCCAGGAUCGACCACUACGUCAUCGAGGUGAACAAGCUCAUCAUCAGGCUGGAAAAGCUGACGUCUUUCGACAGGACCAAUUCGGACCCGUCCAAAAUCCGAGCCAUCGAGAAGUCGGUCGUGUCCUGGGUGAACGACUCGGACGUCCCCUUCUGUCCGGACUGCGGGAGCAAGUUCAACAUCCGCAACCGGCGGCACCACUGUCGUCUCUGCGGCUCCAUCAUGUGCCGGAAGUGCAUGGACUUUGUCGCCUUGCCUCUCGCUCAAAAGCUGAUCAGCGGGACACGCGAGGCCCUGAGUGUGCCCGGGGGCCGCGGCCAAUGCCGCUCGCCCGGCGCCGCGGGCUCCCGCAGAGGCAGCCUGAGCAGCCUGAGCAGCGUCACGUCCGUGCUGGACGACAAAGACGACGACAAGAUCCGCUGCUGUUGUCACUGUACGGAAACGCUGUUGAAGAGGGAGCGCAAGAUGGACGAGAAAGACUUUGUGCCCGACAUAGUCAAGCUUUACCAGCGGCUGAGGAUGUGCAUGGAGAAGGUGGACGAGAAGGCCCCGGAAUACAUCCGAAUGGCCGAGUCGCUUAACGCCGGCGAGACCACGUACAAUCUGGAGACAGCGGGGGGACUUCGACUGGAGGUGCAGAAAUACUACGAAUUAAUCGACGCUCUGAGCAAGAAGAUUCUGACGUUGGGAAUGAAAGACGAGCCGCAGCCGCGUCCGAAGGUGCUGCAGCUGCAGAGGAUGGUGCGCUAUUCGGCCACGCUCUUUGUCCAGGAGAAGCUGCUUGGGCUCAUGUCCUUACCGACCAAGCAGAAAUAUGAAGAGCUGAAAGAAAAGAGAAAACAGGAACAAGAGAGGAGACUCCAACAAGAGAGACUGGCCGCCCAGGAGGUCCUGAAGGGAAGGCAGGAGUCGGAGAAGAACCGCCCUCCCGCCGACAGCAACGGAGAGAUCCCGCAGGCCCCCCGCCUGACCAAAGUCGGCGGCUGGUUGCCCUCCUCCGAGCCGGGCCACGCGCGCGGCGCGUCGGACGACCCCCUCCUGCAGCAGAUCGACAACAUCCGCUCCUUCCUGCGGCAGGCGCGCGAGGCCCGCAGGGCGGACGAGGUGGCCGUGCUGGAGGAGAACCUGCGGCAGCUGCAGGACGAAUACGAGCGGCAGCAGACCGGCCUGGCCGUCGCGCUCUCGCGCAAGCUGGCCGACGAGGAGGACGCGCGGCGGGAAGAGCUGCGCCGCCUGGAGGCCCGGGAGAGGGAGGAGAGCCGGGCCCCGUUCGACCUCGUCCUUGCCGGAGGCGCCGCUCGAGAUUUCGAGCCGAAAGAUGAAAGCUCCGUUGCGGAGCGGAACGACGAGUCCCCGCCGAGGCGCGGGAGCUCAGGCGGCCGGGUGACGCCGCCGAGCCGAGACGGAUGCGAAGACCCUUUCCGCCAAGAGGGCUCCACGCCCAUCGAGGAGGAUCCGUCCAAUCCCUUUUGCGAGGACAUCAGGAGGGAGCACGGGAAAGUGACCAACGGAAAGAAAGAAUACAACCCUUUUGACGAGGACGAAAACGAGGAGGACGCACGGGCCGACCGCGUUCCCGGCAACCCCUUUGAGGAGGACGACAGCGACAACGACAACACGGAGGGCACCGACCCCUUUGCGGCCGAUUGCAAUGCCGGCUCCUCCACCAAUCCUUUCGACCGCGACGACGCUGACAACGUGGACUCGAUCGAGGAAGAGCUGCUGCUGCAGCAGAUCGACAACAUCCGGGCCUACAUUUUUGACGCCAAGCUCAGCGGUCGGCACGACGAAGUGGAGCUGCUGGCGGAGAACCUGCGAGAGCUCCAGCGCGCCCUACAGGAGCAGAAGAGAAACAAGCAGUGACACGCGCCGGACCCUUCGCGUCCGGCCUCACCACCAACACACGUCAGCACGCUCGUGGAACGACUCGAAAGCCCGCUUUGGAAUCGCCGCCGCUCGUGACCGCUCCCCUCCAGACUCCAGCCGGCGCUCGUAAGCCCGACGCAGCCGUCGUCAUUUGUGAAAAGACGUGACCGGGAAGCCGCCGCGGUUCCACCGGUGGUGCGCUCGAGUUGUCUUGCUCGUGAGGGAAAAAAGAGGCGGACAGAAACGCUCUGACGGCUUCGCCACAUGAUCAACCACUUGCCACGCCUCGAGGCGCGUCCCUCCUCGAGGCGCUUUUCUUCUUAGAUGACGCCUCGAUAUUCCACUUAUUUGCACAUUUGAAGCCGCGCCGUUAGAAAGAGGAAAAGAAUGUUUACCCGAAACAACACGCGUCUGCCCUGCCAGGUGGCAGAAGCAAGAUGACGCAUCGCUCCGCAUUUUAAUUGGAUAAUUGGGCUCAAUAUCACGAGCGGGAAACGCGUGCCGGGAUGACAAGAAAUAUCAUCAAAUAGGGUUCCUCUACCCGCUCUACCAACUGAGCCGCUGGUGUCCCAAAGUUAUUUGAUCCGCUCAAGUUUUAUUUUCAUGAUCUUUUUAAAUCUUGUCUAUUUACAAAAAAAGAAUAAACAGGGCACAGCUUGCUGCCGGAAUCGCGUUGCAAAGUGAAAGUCCGUCACAUACUCGUAAAAUGUGAAAUCAACCCCAAAAAGUCCAUCGUGCCGGCAAACUCGCCUCAUUAGCUUUCGGGAUCCACGUUGGUUGCUUGCGGUUAUUUUCAAAAUGUAAAAAAAAAAAAAAAAAAA